Molecule: messenger RNA, 1254 nt
Organism: Westerdykella ornata
Lineage: Eukaryota; Fungi; Ascomycota; Dothideomycetes; Pleosporales; Sporormiaceae
Exons: 1
Coding region: 292-921 (209 amino acids)
Source: RefSeq, a predicted model, not a curated record
CCAGUGUGAAGCCUGGUAAUUCCAGUUGCACCUGAAGCUCUCUGCCGCCCUCCACAGUCGCGAAGAGGAUUCUGAUCUUGGUACAACCGACAGAUCUUGUCUGAUCGAGCGUGCUCCAGUCAAUACGCAGACUCACGUGAAACGCUUACUAAUGCUCCCUAGGUAGGACCUGUUUACGCAAGCUGGAGUUGCCUAGGGAGGCUCCCUCAAUAACAGAUAUAUAAAAUCGACCGGGUACAUUGUUGCCACUAUUUGCAGUCGCACCAGCCAAUAGUCCAAUUACCUCCCAAAAUGGUUGUCACCGAACUCGCUCUCCUCCGCCUUCUUCCUCCAACGACUGUAGGAGACGCAGCCCUCCAGUCCAAACUUGCCAACGCCAAAACUGUCAUGGAGAAUUUCACAAAACGCCGCUUCUACUUCGCCCAACAAGUCGAGGAUCCGACCCUCGUCUACGUGAUCGGAGAAUGGGACUCGCUGACCCAGCACAUGGACGAGUUCAUUCCAUCGGCAUCAAAUCAGGCGUUGCUUGAGAGUUUGAAGGACGAGUUGACCGUGGAGUGGCUCAUCCAUAUCCAUGCACCGCAUGCAGAGCUUCCGUUACCGAAGCCGGGAACGCCCACGUCAACGAAUGUCCUGAGUAUUGAACGGCAUUUUGUGAAGGACGGAGAAAAGAGUUUUUUUGCAAGGGUCUUUGAAGAGGAAAAGCAUCACCUGCAAGAAUAUGUCACUGAAGGGCGCAUUGGAGGGGGAUGGCGGGCCGAUCCACAGGAUGGCAAGGAGGAGUUCGUUCUCUUGUGUCCUUGGGUUGACGUGGAACAGCACACUGGGUUCGCGAGGAUAGAGGGGUCCAUGGAGUAUGGGCGAAUUCGAGAGGUUGUGAGUGAUUUGGAGAUUCGACAUGCCAGAAUCAUCGACCUUUGAUGCAUUUGGCUAAGGGGAUAAGAAACUCGGAUUCCAAUGGAGCAUCCACACGCAUUUUUGUUACACAUAAAGCACCGAUGCCCACACAUGUCGGUGCAAAGACUUGUUCCCUCAUUUUACCGGCUCGACCAAUUCUGUAAACCGCCACCACGAAAGGAUUCAUACAACUCCAUUCGAAAACAUGCAGCGAAUCCGAUCGCAGAGCGUAUUCCAUAGCAGCUGUCUACCCCAGCACUGGAUGCCCCUGGCGGCGCUGCAGGGUUCUGGUUAAUAUCAUGUCCGUGAAAGGCCGACCACUCACAGCGAUGCACGCCCUGCCCAACGUCCACGACC